Messenger RNA from Nicotiana tabacum (common tobacco), 1496 nucleotides. The record is from RefSeq and is a predicted model, not a curated record. Lineage: Eukaryota; Viridiplantae; Streptophyta; Magnoliopsida; Solanales; Solanaceae.
UCUGCUAUAUAUAGCACCAUAUAUAUCGUUGCUGAAACUUCAUAUAUAACCCAUAGAAAGAAAGAAAAAAAAAGAGAGAAAAACACACCACAUUAUGGUUAUAUUAAGGCCAAGCACAACACAAAAUCCAUGUCUUAAUGCUUGUGAAUUGGUUUCCUUUGGCAUAUAUUCCAAACCAUUGGAAAUUCCACUUCUUAAAUCAAGAAAUGGUAUUGAAGUAAAGAAAUUAACAAAAAGUUCAAUCCGAUCUUCACUAGCCUUGAAUCCUGUCAGUCCAGAAAUUUUCCGAGAAAAUGGAAGCGCGACCAAGAAAAAAGCAAAGGGACUUGCAAAUUCAUGUCCUUUUUCACCUUUAGAUUUCUUGGAAAGAGCUUCUAUUGUAUAUGGAAAUUGCACAUCAAUUGUGUACAAUGACAUAACUUACACAUGGUCUGAGACUUAUACUCGGUGCUUAAAAUUAGCAUCUUCCAUUUCAUCACUUGGUAUUAAAAAAGGCGACGUUGUUUCCGUCUUAGCUCCUAAUAUUCCAGCCAUGUACGAACUUCAAUUUGCUGUACCAAUGUCCGGAGCAAUCCUCAACAACAUAAAUUUCCGACUUGAUCCACGUACGUUAUCUGCUUUGCUUCAACAUAGUGAAGCAAAACUUAUAUUCGUGGAUUUUCAAGCAACUUCUUUAGUCGUUGAAGCACUUUCUAUGUUUCCACCUAAUGUACAAAUUCCAAAACUAGUCCUUAUUGAAGAUGAUGAUCAGAACAGUAAAAGCUCCUCAUUUUUCGAUAAUAAGUUUCUUAACAGCUACGAGAACAUGAUUAAAGAAGGCGAUUUGAGUUUCAAAUUGAUUACACCAGAUAGUGAGUGGGAACCAAUAGUACUGAAUUACACUUCUGGUACAACUUAUGCACCAAAAGGUGUACUUCAUAGCCAUAGAAGUGCAUUUACAAUGGCUAUUAUGGGAUUAAUUGAUUGGUGUGUUCCGAAACAACCCGUGUAUUUGUGGACAUUGCCAAUUUUUCAUGCUAAUGGUUGGGGAUUUUGCUGGGGAAUGGCUGCUGUUGGUGGAACUAAUGUAUGUCUUCGUCGAGGUCAUGAUGCUUCUUCAAUAUAUGAAGCUAUUCACCAACAUAAGGUAACACACAUGUGCGGUGCACCAGUAGUACUAAAUAUGCUAUCUACCUAUCCAAAAAAGCAACCCCUUGAUUCUCCUGUUCACAUAUACACCGCCGGAGCGCCACCGCCGCCCGCCGUCCUCGACAGAACGGAAUCUUUAGGCUUUGUAAUAAGCCAUGGUUAUGGAUUGACAGAAACAGGAGGACCUGCAGUUACAUGUGCAUGGAAACAAGAAUGGAAUCAUUUGCCACAGUCCGAAAGAGCACAGCUUAAAUCAAGACAAGGUGUGAGAAUGGUAGGAUUUACAGAGGUUGAUGUAGUCGACUUUGAAACUGGAAUUAGCAUAGAGAGAAAUGGCAUAGCAAUCGGAGAAAUCGUCUUGAGAGGAG